AAAUUGUGUCAUGAUCGUGCUGUCCUAAAUAUAGAAUUAAAAGGAAAUCAGCUGGAUAGUUCAGCUAAAAAAAAAAAAUCAGUAACUUUUUAAUUUUGAAUCUUGUGGAUAUGACAUUGUAAAAUAUGUCUAUACCCGGUCACGUCCUCAUCGGAGGGGGCAGUGGGUUUAUCGGUUCAGCACUGCGCCAUGUACUCAAGAGCAAAGGCUACGAUAUCACCGUUAUUUCCAGAAUGCCCGGACCAAGAAGGGUGACAUGGUUUGAUAUUUGUAAUUCUGGGCUUCCUUCCGGUGUGACCGUAGUUGUGAACCUCGCCGGGCAGAACGUCCUCGACCCGACUCAGCGUUGGACCCCGGGGUUCAAACAGAAUGUUUGGAACAGUCGUAUCAAUACAAACUUAACAUUGGCGCAAGCUAUAAACAAGGCUGAAGUCAAGCCGAAAGUUUUUGCCAAGAUUUCUGGUGUAGGGAUUUACAAGCCUGAUCAGGAGUUGAUUUAUGAUGAAACUUCGUCGGUAGGCCCUAGUUUUGACUUUUUAAGCAAGCUCGCCGUCGAGUGGGAAAAAGCUGGUGAAUUAUCACCCGAUUUGGGUGUGCGAAGUGUCACAAUACGCUCAGGCGUUGUCCUAGGGAGGCAUGGUGGCAUGAUAAAGCAGCUUCUCCUACCUUUUUUCUUCUGCCUGGGUGGUCCAAUCGGAUCUGGCAAACAGCCAAUGCCUUGGAUUCACAUAAAAGAUCUUUGUAACAUGUUCGUUUUUGCCAUUGAGAACGAUGAAGUUAGCGGUGUACUCAACGGCGUAGCACCUCAGGUUGUAACGAACGAGGAUUUCACGCAUGCCAUGUCGAAAGCGUUGCAAAGACCAGCGGUCUUCCGCGUGCCCGAGGCCGUCCUGAAUUUCCUGUUCAGUGCUGAAAGGGCCAAGAUCAUGACAAGCGGUCAAAAGGUCAGCCCAAAGAGAGUGCAGAAGUUUGGCUUCACUUAUGAAUACCCUAACAUCAACGACGCCGUCCAAUCUGUCACACGAUUGCUGCAUAAUAAAAAAGAACCUUUUUAAUAUUAAAAAAAACUCAAUGUAAAUACCAUGUAUAUUAGCUAUUAAUUGUACUAUAAACAAAGUAUUUAUUGAA
Molecule: messenger RNA, 1128 nt
Organism: Cimex lectularius (bed bug)
Lineage: Eukaryota; Metazoa; Arthropoda; Insecta; Hemiptera; Cimicidae
Product: epimerase family protein SDR39U1-like
Exons: 7
Coding region: 126-1055 (309 amino acids)
Source: RefSeq, a predicted model, not a curated record